Entrophospora candida is the source of this 265-nucleotide messenger RNA. NCBI's taxonomy places the organism in Eukaryota, Fungi, Glomeromycota, Glomeromycetes, Entrophosporales, Entrophosporaceae. The record is from the annotation of a GenBank genome assembly.
UGUUGAAAUGAUAGAUAAAGGCAUACCUAACAGACAGAAUUCAGAAUGUGAUUUAGACUUUUUUUUCAAUGUACAUGUAUACAAAUGUAUAUCAAGUUAUAUGGAUUCACAUUAUGGUGAAGCUCAAUCAAGAACAUCAAAAUUUAGAAAAGAAUUAUCAUCAUCUAUACAUUUCACACCCUCUACUUCUAAAAAAUAUAAAAUUCAUGGUGCUAGUUGUGACUGGUUAUUUAGUGCAAGUAAAAGUAGUUCUCAAAAUAUUUAA